Molecule: messenger RNA, 924 nt
Organism: Sciurus carolinensis (gray squirrel)
Lineage: Eukaryota; Metazoa; Chordata; Mammalia; Rodentia; Sciuridae
Product: olfactory receptor 5B3-like
Exons: 1
Coding region: 1-924 (307 amino acids)
Biological process (GO): sensory perception of smell; G protein-coupled receptor signaling pathway
Cellular component (GO): membrane
Molecular function (GO): G protein-coupled receptor activity; odorant binding; olfactory receptor activity
Source: RefSeq, a predicted model, not a curated record
AUGGAGAACAGGACAGAAGUGGUACAGUUCAUCCUGCUGGGACUGACCAGUGACCCAGGUCUGCAGCUUCCCCUCUUUCUGACGUUCCUGCUCAUCUACACCAUCACUCUGGUUGGGAACCUGGGGAUGAUCCUGUUGAUUGUCUUGGACUCCCGUCUCCACACUCCCAUGUACUUCUUCCUUGGCAACCUGUCUUUGGUGGACUUUUGCUACUCUUCAACUGUCACUCCCACAGUCAUGGCUGGGCUCCUCCCAGGACAUAAGGUCAUCUCCUACAAUGCUUGUGUUACUCAGAUGUACUUUUUUGGAGUCUUUGCUACUGUGGAGAAUUACCUCCUGAGCUCAAUGGCCUAUGAUCGCUAUGCAGCAGUGUGUAAGCCUCUGCACUACACCACCACCAUGACGACAAGAGUGUGUGUGUAUCUGGUCAUAGGCUGCUAUGUCUGUGGUUUCCUGAAUGCCUCCAUCUACGCAGGGAACAUGUUCAGUCUCACCUACUGUAAAUCCAACAAGGUCCAUCAUUUUUUCUGUGAUAUUCCAGCUGUCUUGGCAGUCUCUUGCUCUGAAAGACAUGUUAAUGAGCUGAUUCUUAUUUAUGUAGCCAGCUUCAAUAUCUUUUUUGCUAUCCUAGUUAUAUUGAUAUCUUACAUGUGCAUUUUGAUUACCAUCCUAAAGAUGCACUCAAGAGCAGGAUAUUGGAAGGCUCUGUCCACCUGUGCCUCCCACUUCUCUGUUGUCUCUGUCUUCUAUGGGACCGCUCUGUUCAUGUACUUACAGCCCAGCUCCAGCCACUCUAUGAACACAGACAAAAUUGCAUCUGUGUUCUACACUAUGGUCAUCCCCAUGCUGAACCCUAUGGUCUACAGUCUGAGGAACAAGGAGGUCAAGAGUACUUUCACAAAGAUUGUUGUGGGGACAAAAUAA